Aspergillus vadensis CBS 113365 is the source of this 375-nucleotide messenger RNA. Its product is annotated as Phosphoenolpyruvate/pyruvate domain-containing protein. The record is from RefSeq and is a predicted model, not a curated record. Gene Ontology annotation, molecular function: pyruvate, water dikinase activity. The transcript is spliced from 2 exons. NCBI's taxonomy places the organism in Eukaryota, Fungi, Ascomycota, Eurotiomycetes, Eurotiales, Aspergillaceae. Bases 1 to 375 code for a protein of 124 amino acids. Gene Ontology annotation, biological process: phosphorylation; pyruvate metabolic process.
AUGACUCCAUUUUGUCGCACGGUGGGCGAAACAGAGAAGGCGUUGCAGGGCUUGGCAGAUAAUGGACUGCAGGUGUAUGUGAUAUUUGAGACUCCGUCAAACGUUGUCCUGGCGGAGCAGUUUCUUGGCGCACUUGAUGCAUUCUCGAUCGGGUUGAAAGAUCUCACGCAGCUGACACUGGUGUUUAUUGUUCUUCGGAUCGCGCGUAGGGCUGGCUGCAAGGUGGGCAUCUAUGGACAGGCACCGAGUGAUCAAUCUGAGUUGUCGGUGAUAUCGGGUAGAUUCGCGGACGUGAAGAGGCAGGUGGUGGCGAGUGAGCAGAGACAAAUUUGGAAGAAGGCUGAUGGAUCUGGCGACAACAAGUGGAUUCAAUAA